GCAGCUUCGCAGCCCUGGGGGCGCGGCUGCGCGCUCCGGCCCUGCUCCUGUGCGUGCUUCGCUGCGAAACAUGGAUGCUGAUGACUUGGAUCUGGGACAGCUGGCACCUACCACGUCGCAUGGGAAGAGGAAAGGCUGGCACCUUUGGCAGAUGGCAGCAGGCACAGGCUUAAUAGUCUAUGUUGUGAGGACAAAAGCAUUUGGCUUCCACAGAGUGCCUUUCAGGUUACAGGUGCCGUAUGUACCGUCAAGUGCCAAGCAAGUGGAGAACAUGAUGUCACUGCUGGAGGGACGCUCAGGGAAGCUGGUGGAUUUAGGAUCGGGCGACGGCAGAAUUGUAGUGGAGGCCUACAGACGAGGCUUCAGACCUGUGAUUGGCUAUGAACUCAAUCCAUGGCUGUUGCAUCUGUCCAACAUUCGUGCCUGGAGGGCUGGGUGUUACGGAAAGGUUUACUUCCGGCAAGAUCAUUGGAAGGCAGAUCUCACUGACUGCAGCAAUGUAACUGCGUUCCUGGCCCCUGGCCUGGUCCCCCUCCUAGAGAAUAAGCUGCUUGCAGAACUGCCAGAGGACGCCUGUGUCGUGGUGGCUCGUUUCCCUUUCCUUGAAUGGACACCAACUGGCUUCACUGGUGAUGGUUUGGAAAGAGCUUGGGUCUACAACAUCAGAGCUGUACGGCAGGCCCAACAGGGCAAAACAGAAGGAAGCCCAGCACAAGAGGCAAAGCACACUCCGCACUGAGAAAGAGAGUUUUCCACCUCUCUCCUAAGGACAGACGUGGUUUGGGAUCUUGCUCAUGCUGAGAAGGACAGUAAUGUGAAUUGUCAGCAUUGAAGAAACCGUAAGAUGCAAAGAGGGCAAUUUAUCAAGUAUAUAUAUAUCCAAUACAAUGUUUUCCCCAGAUAAUAAUUAACUAUGCCUGCAGAUUACCAAGGGGAAAAUGGAUUUAGGGCCAGUAGAGGUCUUCAGUUCAGUCAGUCAUCGUGCCUAUGAAAUCUGCAAUGGAUCCCAUUUCAUGUUCCUGUGGGGUGGGGGAAGAGGACAGAAGUCAGGCAGAUCUUAAAAAGCAGCUUCAGCCUAAGAAUUCAGCCAAGUCUUUCUUAAAACCAAGUUCUUACAUGUUUUAGACUACAUUAAAACUUUGAGAAUUGUUUAAACAGUGUGGCUAAAAGAACAAAUUAGGAGAGGCAGGUUGCCAUCCAGACUCCACCCCUCUCCUAUUACAGUAUUUAUCAUAGCUUAGUGCCACUUACAAAGGCAAAUGCCGAUUCUGGACAUCUUUAAACAGCUUGCAGAGAUCAACUCUUUUGAGUUCCGGUUUUAGCUAACCGUGGCUUCGUGUUAACCUUGAUCCAAGAAUAGCUCCCUUGGGGAAAGGGUGCGGUGAAUGGAUGAGGUUGUGCAACAUUCCUGAUAAUUUAACCAUGGUUAAGGGAUAGGGACACACUACAUUUCCACGGGGCUGACCUGACACAGAGGAGCCCACUGUAAAUGAACCACGACCUCUGCUCCACCCAGCUCGAUCAAUUUACGGAUUUAUUUUUAAUUUACAGAAAAUGGAGAACAGAAACAUACCAGCAAUAUACAGCUUCGCCCUGCCAAAAUGGAGCUUUAACAUCACAUUUAUGCAUGCAUAUAGUUUGAUCCUUUUUUUUUUUUUGGCUGACAGAAAUGAACAGCUGUUUUUAAAAAAGGAAGAGCAUAUCAGCUUUUUCAGUUUACAUUUUUCAGAAUGCCCUUUUGAGCAGCUCAGGUGUUCAGUGCCUCUAAAAGGGCUUUGUCCUCAUGCGGGACACCAGCCUUGCCUGUCAAUGUGGACAGCCACCCUCUGGGGACAAUUUAAGUAGCACUUGCAAGGCCAUCAGAAGAUGAAAAGUGCAACUUACGAUGGUGCUGAUAAAGGCCCUUAAAAUAGCUUUUGCCAUUGGCUGUCUAGAAUGGCUUGCCACCUGUGUUUAAAAAUUUUGCAUUGAAAAGGUCACAGUAUAAUGAUUUAAACAAUUAAUGCAUCUGGGGGAAGGAAAAUGGAAAGUACUAGCAUCCAAGAGAGUAGCUGUGUAUGGCACCUGAGUUCAAUGUAGCGAGUAUCUGCACAUGUUGCAACAGCAAUGUUUCACACCCUGCCAUGCUCUCAAAAUCAAAUUUAAAGCUCUGCAGAAUACAGCUUUUUUGGGGGAAGGGAAAUUCUGUAAGAAACCAGAAUCCAAUGAAGCAAUUUUUUAAUACUCGCUUUCAUGCUUCUGAAUAGUAAAGUGCAAAAAUAAGCUCACACAGAACUUUUCAUCCAUGUGCUUUUCUUUCCCAACCAGGCAUUACGCUCCCCAAAUGCAAACAUUUUGUCACCGAAUUCAAUAGACCCGGUGGGCAUGCACGUGCUGCCCAACAAAGAAUCUGGAUUCACAAAGAUCUUCACAGACGCUCAAAGCCUUCAUAAGGAUGCCGCACCUGCUGAAGGCUAGGGUGCCAAUGAGGUUAUUUGGCCAGAACUUCCAGUGACUGGAAAGGGAGGCCUGGUUUCAUGCCAGAGCAUCUAGUUCCUGCUGUACCCCCCCUCCCAACAUGCAACCUUUCUACUUCACUUGCUUCUCUCCAACUUUCACCAACAGGAGUUAAAAGGGGAACAAAAUGUAUAUACAAAUUUGCCCGAUACGUUAACUUGUUUCCCUCGGCAGACUCUAGGGAGAGAAUAGCUCUGUUCUACGGGUUAUCCUUAUUUCCCUUGCAUGGGGC
Molecule: messenger RNA, 2728 nt
Organism: Eublepharis macularius
Lineage: Eukaryota; Metazoa; Chordata; Lepidosauria; Squamata; Eublepharidae
Product: adenine nucleotide translocase lysine N-methyltransferase-like
Exons: 6
Coding region: 71-739 (222 amino acids)
Biological process (GO): regulation of mitochondrial ATP synthesis coupled proton transport; positive regulation of proton-transporting ATP synthase activity, rotational mechanism; peptidyl-lysine trimethylation
Cellular component (GO): mitochondrion
Molecular function (GO): protein-lysine N-methyltransferase activity
Source: RefSeq, a predicted model, not a curated record